AUGAAUUUGAAGUUGGUCUUGGCGUCUUUGUUAUUUCUCGCAUUCCUUGGUGUUUGCAUUGCAAUUCCCACUACUACUGCCUCCAAUGCUACUAUCACAAAAGAAACUGGCACCACUAAAGCUCCAGAAGUGGUAAAACAACCAACAGAACAGGAACAAAGCACCGACGCAUCAGUAACCACGACAGAAGCGGAUGCUGAUGAUGGGGAUGGGGAUGGGGAUGACGAUGAGGAAGUGCUAGGGGAAGCGCGAACGCCAAAACGAGCGCAAGUGCGAGCGCAAGAGGGAGCGCAAGAGCAAGAGCAAGCAGGAGUGAAUAACCAUUGUGAUUGUGCUGUCCCACAACCAGAAUGCUGCUAUGAGUGCCCUAAUUGCUACGAGGCUCCGGAUGUGCCAUGCGAGGGUGAGGUCAUAGUUAGGACGCUGCCAAAUAUUCCAUUUGACUUGGCCUUCUCUUUAGCAUAUAUGCAUCCAGAGCUGGUGAACUUUGUCAUUAAAAGGCACGCCCACCUUGACUACCUACUUCUCUACACUGAUGCUCCCACACUUGAUCCCGGUUAA
Messenger RNA from Rodentolepis nana, 561 nucleotides. The record is from the annotation of a GenBank genome assembly. Lineage: Eukaryota; Metazoa; Platyhelminthes; Cestoda; Cyclophyllidea; Hymenolepididae.